Molecule: messenger RNA, 3178 nt
Organism: Paramacrobiotus metropolitanus
Lineage: Eukaryota; Metazoa; Tardigrada; Eutardigrada; Parachela; Macrobiotidae
Product: synaptic vesicle membrane protein VAT-1 homolog-like
Exons: 10
Coding region: 1395-2630 (411 amino acids)
Molecular function (GO): oxidoreductase activity
Source: RefSeq, a predicted model, not a curated record
UUUGCAAUUUAAAUCAUUUUUGAAUUUACUGCUGCUCAUUACGGGACCGGGGACCCCAUUUUACAACUCACAGAAUCACAUUACUUACUACUUUUUUCUAAAUAUCUAUUGAUUAUUUUGUUUUGGUGCAAAACCGCUUUAUUUAUUGGCCCAGAAAUGUGAGUCUGGAUUCAGUGGCAUGUGUGCCAGAGCAUGCCCCUGGCACGGGGGUGCCCCUGGGGGGCAACUUCGUUUCUCUGCAUUUCUGCAGACGCGGUUAGGUUGUGGUUGUGUCAUUUAGUUUAGUUCUUUUCCUUGCCCGGAUUCGUAAUUUUGACGAGAGCUCAGUGAGCAGCAUUGAACGUAGCUGCAGGCCCCGGGUGGCUGCGAGCAGACCUAGGGCAUUUUCGUGUUCCUUAAACUUGUGAAAAUACAGUACAACAAUUAGGUAGACUGUAGUGGUACAAUAUUUGGAGCCACGUUCUUUUAUUUUCUUAGGUAUUACUAUUUCUUCCUCAGCUCAGCAAUGAGUUAUGACACCGGACUUUCUUUAAUUGAUUCUUUUAAAAGCCUUCCCAGUGACGUAGAAAGAGUUAUAGCCUAAACAUAAUAUAAGAAAAUUCAGUUGAGCUUUGUGCUGUUCCCACUUUCCAGUAACAGGUGUGUGCAUCUGAUCCCAUCUUAAAUUUGUGAAUGUAUUCAGGCGGACUGGAGCUAACAACUGCAAAGUGCUUGCGCUGGUUAAUGCAUAACCGCACCAACCAUGGACAGAAACCGGCAUAUAUAGCCAUGCACAAGGUGGAGCACGAACACUGGCUAUGGUUAGUGUCACUGGCUCGGUGGAUCGACUUAAUCUGGCAAAGAAAUUUUUCCCUUAAUUUGUCUGGCUAAAGGAUCCCGUAGCACAAUGAUGCAUUCUAUUUUUCGUGGCACGAAGUCAGCCAAUGUGAAAUUUGAACUGAGGAUAUCGGCCGUAACACUAGCCACUUUUUACAGUUACGGCACGCUUCUGUGCUGCAUCCGCCGUUUCCUCCAGAAGCCGACGUUGGGACUGCGCUAAGACCACUUAUGUAAGCGGCCUGAUACGAAGGGGUGGUCUUAUAUGCCGCGAGAGGAAGUCCUGUUGAUCCUUUCCAUCCGCGUCUGCAUCUGUGCAGUAAAGUGCUUUCCCGUUCCCCGAUGUGGUCCAUGAUAGACAUUUCGUUGAUUUAUCGAUCGCCAACUUGCUAAAAGAGAUCAUAAACAUACUGUUGAAUACAUGGCAGUGGAAUGAAAAGAAAUUAAAACCGCUUUCGUGCUACCAGGCAGUUGGCCGAGAAAGUGCGCACUGCUCAGCAUUCAAUUAUCUGCAGCGGUUCGGGUGUAGCUUUCACCUUAUUAGGGCGAUUUUUUAUUUCUUCUCCAUAUACUGCAUAAUGGCCGCUACCGAUGCGAAGAAGAGCAUGGAAAACGGACCGUCCGUGGACAGCGCCGAUAAACUAUCCAUCAAGCAGGAAAUCAAAGCGGUAAUUCUGAAUUCCUUCGGUGGACUGCGUUCGGUUAAAGUGGAAAACAAAGCGGAACCCAGUUUGGAGAAAGGUCAUGUGCUGAUACGAGUGAAGGCCACAGGCAUAAAUUUUUUGGAUUUAAUGGCACGGCAAGGCCUUCUGGACAAUGCACCGCGAUUACCAGCUGUAAUGGGUUUCGAGCUGGCUGGCGAUGUCGAAGCGUUUGUGACUACCGGUGCGGGCAGUGCCGCUGAUUUUAAGCCAGGGGAUCGCGUAAUUGCUUUUACGGAUUAUAAUGCCUGGGCGGAAGUGGUAUGUGUAUCGACAGAUUAUAUCUACAAAAUGCCGAAGGUAAUGAGUUAUGAGGAAGGCGCUUCCAUGCUGUCCUACGUGACGGCCUAUAUGCUGCUGUUUUCCUUGGGUGGAAUACGUCCUGGACAAGCGGCUUUAGUACACUCUGCUGGCGGCUCAGUGGGUUUGGCGAUCAGUCAAUUAGCGAAGACUGUCAAAGAUAUAAAAUUGUUUGGGACCGCAUCUCAGCACAAGCACGAGCAUAUCAAACACGGAUUUGACCAUUUGUUCGACCACACAGAAGAUUAUGUGCAAGAAAUUAAAAAAUCUUACCCAGAAGGCAUUCACUUGGUGUUGGAUUGUUUGGCUGGUGACGAAACCAAUCGAGGAGUCGCGUUACUGCGACCUUUGGGAAAGUAUAUUCUUUAUGGGUCGUCCAACAUUGUGGCCGGAGAGAACCGAAGCUUCUUCAGCAUAGCAAAAUCGUUGCAGUGGUGGCAGCUGGACAAAAUCAGUCCAGUCAAACUUUGUGAUGAAAACAAGUUAAUUGGUGGACUUAAUCUGCGACAAUUUAUGUUCCGGCAAAACGGCGCUAAGGAAGUGCGCGACGUUAUGGAUCAGCUCUUUAAAUUGUAUGGCGAGAAGAAGAUCAAGCCGGUUAUCGAUUCAACAUUUGCCAUGGAAGAUGUUGGGGAUGCAAUUAAGAAAAUGCAUGAAAGAAAAAAUAUUGGGAAGUUGCUGUUGUGUCCAUCGCAAGUUCCGAGAAUCAAGGAAACCUCGGGAACAAGUUCGGCGCCGACAAGCCCGCCAUUUAAUACAAAAGAAAGCAGCGCUGCAUCCGGAUCUCAAGAAAAAGAAAAGGAAAAGGCUUAAUUCUUGGCGUAUAGCUGCUACAUCCCUGCAAGAUUUGUUCCAGCUGGCGCUAUUUCGGAUUCUCAUUCUUGUUUGAUUUUUAAUCCUUAUUGAACUGUAGUGCAGCACAUAAUUUACACCGGGCAUGGAGUCUAUUGGUCUACUUGUGACUUUAUUUUACUAGUAUUGGAAACUAUGCAAGAACCAAUGCAUUUUAAACACUUUGCGCAUAAGCAAAAUUAUUUAUGUAGAUGGUUUGUUGGUGUUUAUGUAAUGUAUUAUGCACGAACUGCUUUUUGUUGAUAGAAAAAUACUUUCUGACUGUAUGUUACCAUAUGGAUUCGGACAUAGUGUAAUUUAUUGUUUACAACGAAAAUUUCAUUGUCCGCACCAAUCGUGUUCUGUAUAGUUUUGUAGUUUACUUCUUGUCGAUCUCGAUAAACCAAUUUGCAAAAACAAUGUGUUUUAUGUUUGUUUGCGCUGUUUAACGACUGAUCUGGCUAUUCUGCUGUUUGUUGUAUAAAAAAUAUGGAACUCUGUUAUGGGCAUGACCGGAAAAAGAUGCUUUU